GACGAAAGCAGCACUGUUUGUGUUUACGUUAGGUUUGGCGAAAAAUACCUUCAAAAUGUCAGAAAUACCAAAUUUUAGUAAUCUUAAAUACGCAGAGCUUCAAAAGUUAGCGAAGGAUGUUGGAAUCAAAGCUAACAUGAAGAGUGAAAAACUUAUAAAGGCCUUGGAGGAAUACUUCCAAAAGGAUGGAUCUAAUCUGAAAGACACAGAUGUAUUGGGCAAACCUGAUGAAACUGGUGUGGACUCAUGUGAGGAUAAUUGCUUUAUUCUCAAACAGUUAGAGACCAGUAAUGAUGAAAAUGACCCUGUUGAAUGUGAACCAGAACCUGAAACUAAGCCUGCUAAACAAAAGGCUGUCAAACAGCCUAAAAGACGAGGAAAGAAAGGAGGUAAAGCUCAGAAAUCUGACUUACCUGAAAACAAGAGUGUCCAUGUAGAGAGAGGCAAAAGGAAAUUGUCAGAAAGUGAACUGGAAGAUAAGCCUGAUGAAGGUGACAAAUCCAGCGGUAAUGUUCAACCAAGCAAGAAGAGGAGAGGUACAUUUGAAGUUGUGCCUUCUCCCAUGACAAAUGCAGACGUGAAGAAGAGGGAUAGUGUGGAGGACGUUAUGCAGGCCAUGAAACCAGAGAUGAACAGCUUGGACAUGAAGGAAUCUCUCUUGGCAGCCAUUGAGAAGAAAGUGGAGAAAAAAAUGAUAGAAGAGGGUCAAGAUGAACCCACAUCAACAACCUCACAGAUCCCGCGGUUUGCUGCGUUCUUGGCAAAGAAGAAAGCGGAGAAAACUGCAGUUACUCCUGGAAACAAAAACUGGACUAAAAUUCACGAGAAGAAUUUUUCUAAGAUGGAUUCCAUCGAUGUCUACCUAGCCAAGAAAAGGAAGAGAACCCAGUCCAUUACAAACUCCAUCAAACAGGCCAAGGAAGCAGCGAGCCGGGCGAGGGAAGCUAUGGCCAAACUGAGCAAUCACAAGACACCUGAUGUUUUCAAGGGAAAGAAAACUGCUAUCGCCAUGCGCUUUAAGUCUCCUGUUGGGAAGAAAGUGACGCCCUUCAAACCCUCAAUCAUGUCAACCAAGUCUCUCAGUUUCAACUUUGGUGGCUCAGCUAAAACACCUGUGUUCGGAAACACUGCCAAACGUGUCAGUCAAGUGGACAAUCAAAAACCGAGAGUAGUUCGUCGCUCCCCAAGGAAUACUGAAAACAAUGUUAUGUCAACCAAGAAAGUGGGUGAUGUGUCAGCAUUAGAGAAGACCAACACACUCUGCAGCCGAAAGUCACUGGGGGAACUCAAUAACACAUUUCAGCCGCAGAGGAGAAAGUCAUGCGUGACACCUUACAGGCCCCUGAACAGUACCUUGGAGUCUCAGUCCACCAAGAAAGUGUUUGACCUUCAGGCCAGUCUGUCUAAGCCUCUAUCAUGGAAACCUUACACAGGGAAGCUGAAGCCAUUGGAACCCAAGACCUCCAGCCAUGUCCAUGCUAGCCUGAAGAAUAGCAGCAUCAAGGUGGCUCCUCAGAAAGACAGCCGUGCAAAAAGAUUGGCAGAGGUCAAGGGAAGACAAGCUGACAAAAAGUUUAAUGCACAAAUGAAACGACGUGGAAUUGUUAACUGAACUGAAGUCAUUUUUCACCAACUGAGUCAUGGGCAGUCAAACAUGGAGAAAACAGUGUGAUGUGAUUUAUCUGCCUCACAUGUUUACAAGACAUUACCCUGUUUGAUGAAAACAGUGUCAUUUUGAAACUCACAAUCACUUCUCUGAAUGGGAACCAGAACUCUUCCACAAAGCUUCCUAAGUUGACUGUAACUACCAUGGCAACAUGUGUCACUGUAGUAGUUACAAUCAAUUUUUCCCUAUUAUUUCUUUUGUGGAAGAAGACCAAGCUUUUAAGUUAAUUUUGUCUUCCAUCAGCCUUUUUCACGUAUUCAGUGUAUCUAUAGUUACUGAGAUGUUCAGAAACUAAACAUUACAUUUUCCAUGCCCAGCUCAAGCUCUCUGUAAGAGAUACAGGUUUACAAUCUUUUGAAGGAUUGCUCAUACCGGAGUUUCUGUACUUGUUUGUUAUGAAUAUGUUUUAUACUUAUUAUUUCACACUCAGUGUGUUGAUUUUAUUAUUUUGUGUCCAUGUUUUAUCCUGUUUUAAAUAGUUUUAGUCAUUAGGUACAGUGAAUUUUUAAACAAAGUUUGAGAAAUGAAUACACUGUAGUGUAUGUAAAAAGUUUGUCAUAAUUAUAGAUUUUAAUAUUUUAAAUGUUUUAUCAUUUCAAGCAUGACCAAAAGUCACAAGACAUCAUCGUUUAUCCGUUAAAGUCUUGUAUAAAAAAUAUUCGUACACAGCAUGUGGUGACAUCCAAGAACUGAUAGAGAGGAAAUUUACCAAACAAGUAGUAUGCAGUGAAACUGGUUUAGAAAUUGAAAAGUAAAUUGGGAAGCACAAGUACAGAUUCAAAUAUUGUUGGUAGUACAUGUGUUGAGAUCUACAUGUAUUUAGAUCUACAUGUGUUUAGAUCUACAUGUAUUUAAGUUUGCCUGUCUGAAUUUGUUGCUGUUCUGUACAUAUGUCACUCAGUGUACAUUUAUGUUCUGCUAUGACUAAACCUUAUGAUGGAUGACUGACAAUGCUGGAGAGGGUGAUCUGGGUGAAAGAGUGUGUGAUUGUGAUCAUGAUCCUUGUACAGUGCUAUCUCCUGGGACUUAAAAUACAUUUUUGUCAUUUUUGGUGCUGCUGAUUCAUCCACUCAUUAUUCACAGAACAUUUUCCUGAAUAGUUUUGAAUUCUGUAACUGUUGAAUAUUCAUUAGGUCCAUAUAAAGUGUCCUGUCUUUGCCACACAUUCUUCUGAGGAAAACAUUUAUGUGACUUAAAGAACGAUAACAGUUUCUUUCCUCUACCACAUGUACAAAAACAGAAUUUCUUCACUAUUAAAAUAUCAUCCUAUGAUCC
Messenger RNA from Liolophura sinensis, 2941 nucleotides. RefSeq names its product nucleolar and spindle-associated protein 1-like. The record is from RefSeq and is a predicted model, not a curated record. The transcript has 10 exons. Gene Ontology annotation, biological process: mitotic cytokinesis; establishment of mitotic spindle localization; mitotic chromosome condensation. Bases 56 to 1612 code for a protein of 518 amino acids. Gene Ontology annotation, cellular component: nucleolus; microtubule; mitotic spindle. Gene Ontology annotation, molecular function: microtubule binding. NCBI's taxonomy places the organism in Eukaryota, Metazoa, Mollusca, Polyplacophora, Chitonida, Chitonidae.